AAAUUCAUUUACAUUCAGCGACCACUGUGUUCAUCCAUUUAGCGAAAUACUUUGACAAAAUUCGUGAUUCUGUGCAUAUGGUAUAUGGUUUGUGUUGAACUCAUUCGUUUCUUAAUUCGAAGUUUCGAAUAAUCAAAUGCCGAUCCUGUCACAUUGUGAUGAUGCUAAUAAUGGCCAUGAUGCAGUUGCCGUUGCGGUUUUAGCCCCUUCCACAAACUAUGAUUUCGAUCGGCCUGCCAUUGUGAUACUGCACUGGAAGUGACUGGUCAUGCUGAUAGCAGCGGUUAAUGCGCAGCGAAGAUAAUGUGUAUUUACCGCGACUGAAACAUUAGGCCGUCAGAAGGUUCGUAUUCUUAAACUGAUGCAAAAGGAAACUACUAUUUACGACUAGCUGACAAGUAUCACUGACAUUGAGGCUUCCGGAAAAAUUCAAGAUGCGCUUGUCGUAAUCAAACUUGUUGUGCUCGUGUCAGUUGUUACCUGUUCAUUCUUUUUUCAAAGACUGCUAAUUUGUAUCGGAAGUGUGAGUGCUAAGCGAGGAAGACAACGCUUGCUGAUGCUAUUGCGCGCGGAUACGAUUUACAUAAGCCUAAGUUUUAAACAGGGCUAUUGGUUAGCUGUCUAACAGUUUGACUUGAAGGACACGCUGACAUCUAAUGCGUCUAGCGAAAGGAAUCAUCCAAGAAAGUCAGUUGGAAAAAGCGAUCUCGACUUGUUGGCGGGCCAGCUUUUUGUGAACGGACUCUAACAAGCUCAUUACUUCUUCGAGAAAGGUAGGCCACUCAGAAUUAAACUGCAAUUAACAACAAGAACAUUUACAUUGAAUAGUGUCUCUGCAUUUAUACUGACCGAUACCAGUGUAAUAACAGCUGAAAUCGCUAUUAGUGCGAUCGUUAAUCGCAACGAAAUCAGUAUACUGGGCAAUUAAGACAGGCACUCUAUACUUUGACAAAGUAUUUCCUUAAUUUCGCAUUAACAGCUCCAGUUUGCGAUUUUAUCAUAUCUUACAUAUGAGGGAAAUAGCACGAAAGAGCACCACGAAAUCAAUGUUCUUCCCUGGUGUCUGGUAUCGUCAUUCGUGCGUUAAAUUGGAUUGAGUUAUGUGUGGUCUUGAUCCGUCAGUAAAGCAUAUAUAAUUCUUCAAAAAUGAGCUUCCCAAUGCGUUUUGUUCGACUAAAGCGGCUACAACGCAGCAUAACUGGCUAUGCAGGGGUCACGGUGCCGUUACGCGCAGCCAUGAGUACGGUAAAAAUACCGAGGAAGCUCUAUGAGAGCGCGUUGCAGGCCUGGAGUCAGGUAGUUGAAAACGCUAGCGAUCAAUGGCGAAGGAUCUUGUCUAGAGAUCAGGUUUCCAAAUUGGAGCCACGACUUGGUGUUCAGUUGAAUGACGCAAAUCAGGAAAAUGUGCGGGGCAAUAGCGGUAAGGGACAGACUGUACUAGGUCCACUUCUUGAUGAUGCGAUCUCGGAGGAGACGAUUGGACACGACGUUAUCAAGGACGACGUUCUUGAAAGAGCUCUCAAAGAAGACCGCGCUCAAGCAACUAAAAAUAACGUAGAGAAGGUCGAUCAAAGCGCUUCUGAAAAUUCGGAAGUCGAUGUUGAGGAACGAACAAAAGGUACAACCUCUGUACCGGUUUCUACAGCUAUUUCGGAUUCUGCUACUACAACCAAAGAAGCCAAAAGAAAUAUUCCGGUCGAAUUGCUUCUAAGAACUCAGGACGACAUUGAUGCGCGAUCGAGACAUCUAAUUCGUGCAAUUCAGCUUGCUGAUCUUCCGUCGGUGAUGACUCAAAGGUCUGUAGGAACACACGUAGAGAUAGAUACCUUUCAAGGGCAGGUAGGGGACGUAUUUUCACUUACGAUUCCUUUCUGUAGGUUAGAAGAGUUCUCCGAGCAUUUACUGCGCUAUCCGAAUUCUCGCGCGACAGUUAUCAACGAUAAGGCGCUAUCAGUUUUACUGGAGGUGAAAAUGAAAACGCGCGAUGAACCUGUUCGUGCGCUUACACGACAAUGUCUAAGUGUGCUAGGUUAUGCGGAACCACCUCGUGGGCCGGGAAUACGAAUUUUGAGUAUCGACGGCGGAGGUGUACGCGGCUUGCUUGUCAUUGAAGUGCUUCGUCAACUCGAAAAGUGCACCGGAAGAAAGAUCUCAGAACUAUUCGACUACGUCGUAGGGGUGUCCACCGGUGCCAUCCUCGUCGGAAUAUUGACCGCUCUUCAAAAGGAUUUGGACGAAUGUCACCGACUCUACCGUAACAUGAGUUCGACGGUGUUCCAACAAAGUUCAUGGUGGGGCACCGGAAAACUUGUUUGGAACCACGCCUAUUACGACACAAUGCAGUGGCAACAAAUACUCCAAGAACUUUAUGGUGACCUGACCAUGAUUCAUUCAAGUCGAAUUCAAGAUAUGCCUCGAGUCGGAAUUUUAUCGGCAAUUGUAAAUAAGCAGCAGUUGGUGCCAUUCCUGUUCCGAAAUUAUCAACUACCGCCUCGGGAUGAAAGUUACUAUGCUGGCAGCUGUAGCCCCCAUGUUUGGGAAGCUGUUCGGGCUAGCAGUUCGGCUCCUUUCUAUUUCGAAGAGUUUCAUUAUAACGGAGACGUUCAUCAGGAUGGGGGAAUUAUACAAAAUAAUCCUACUGCUGCGGCGAUCCAUGAAUCACGCCUUCUUUGGCCGGACGAAAAGAUUCAAUGUGUUGUGUCCAUCGGCUCUGGGCGGUACAUUCCCGAAGAGAGUCCCAGCAGCUGCGCUAGAUCAACCUCCCUGAAGACAAAAAUUGUAAAAAUCGUUGACUCUGCUACCGAUACUGAGGCAGUGCACACGCUUUGCAAUGAUCUUCUGCCACCGGGAACUUAUUUCCGAUUUAAUCCGUACCUAAGCGAGCCGUUCACCCUGGAUGAAACUCGGCCAGAAAAGAUGGACAAACUGCGUCACGACGCCCAAAUGUACCUGCGUCGAAAUGGCAAAAAGUUCGAGCGAGCCGCUGAACUUCUAGUUCAACCUAGGACUAUUUUUCAACGCUGCAAAGAUUACUUUAAGGAUAACGUCCAAGAACGGCUCGUUUGAAGAUCUUUUGAAAAUCUAGUUGGAUAAAUCGCGCUCUUCCGUCUUUAUUUUACUUGGCACCUAAUUGCAAGCGAUAUUACUCGAACCAUUGUUGUUACUUUUAAUAUAGAUAUAUAACGAUACCACUAAUUUGGAGCUAAUCAUAGAACUUGAAGGAAAACUAAAUGCAGACAAAUGAAGGCGCAGAAUAGAGAAAUUAUAUUGGUCACGGAAGUCUGUUGUUCGUUGAGAAAGGUUACGUGCUAUAUUUUUGCAAUCCGUUCCAUCUAUUGUUAUUCUUGGGUUUACUUUCCAUUAUAUGCUCGGACUGAGGCGUUCGCGUACGGACCCAUAUCGGCUUGUUUAUAUGAGAAAGGGACUAAGUUUUGUUGCACUGCUUUUUAAGCAAUCUCCAGAACUAUUCUCAAUGGAAAGCAACAAAGAAACGAGUAACGGCUUAUUGGGAUCUAAACAGCAAAAAAGCAGAUCAUGCAUUAAGCCAACAAGCCUUCAAGGCAGGUUCUCAAGACACGAAAAGAUCAUUUUUACAGAAUGAGUAUUUGGCAACAGGUACGAGCCAUUGGGAUAUUGACGUUAAAGUGGAUAAGCUUUUGUAUAUAUUGUAGUGAUACAGGAAAUUUAUACCUAGUAACACCAUACGCACAUAGAAAAGUAAAAGUAAUGUUAGAUAUCCUAGUUGGCUGUGAUGUAAUUGAAAGUGAAGCAAAGAAUAUGAUAAGUGAAGUGAUUGAUUAACUAUUUAUUGAGCUUCUACGCAUGAUGCACACAAACUGUACAUAUAAGUAGGAUAUCAUAGGGUAUAUACAGAAUAAUAAUAAAAUUUGGUUAUUGCAAUAUUCUAUACCAACGAAA
This is a messenger RNA of Varroa destructor (honeybee mite), 3918 nucleotides long. Its product is annotated as calcium-independent phospholipase A2-gamma-like. Gene Ontology annotation, biological process: arachidonate metabolic process. Lineage: Eukaryota; Metazoa; Arthropoda; Arachnida; Mesostigmata; Varroidae. Gene Ontology annotation, cellular component: membrane. The record is from RefSeq and is a predicted model, not a curated record.